AUGCGCUGUGACCACGGAACAGGGCGGGAUCCCAGAAAAUGCAUCGACACCGGCUCAGAUCUUUCUCAACCACAGCUUAUUUGGGUUUUCGACGCACUUCUCAGCGCUGGCGCCCUUCAACUCGUCAUUAUAUUCCUCACAGCACUCUUGUCAAAGCGGGUUCGGCGAGUUGUGACCUGGUACAUGUUCAUAUUUGCGUGGAUCAUCCAUUCGCUUUCUUUCCUCUUCAUCGCCGGUAGGCAAGUUGGGAGUCCUCCAACAAUAGGAAUAUGCCUCGUUGGAUCUGCUCUGAUAUACGCUUCCCCUCCCCUCACCGGCUUCUCUACCCUCAUUCUUGUGCUUCAGCUGUAUCUCAACGUCAGUUUCGGCAGAUCAAUGGAGAAGCGCAAACAGAUCGAGGAGUACUUCCAUAUCAUGUUAAUUUUGCCGCUUAUGAUGUUCGUAGUUGUAGUCGUUGGUGUUAUAGCAGAACCUAAGCAGAUAACAAGGGACAAAAGCGGGAUGAUCUGCCAUCUGGACGACCCAGGCAGCGUUGUUUGGAACACCGUGAUAUUGACGUUAUGUGUUGCCCUCGUUCUGUUGGCUGGAGGCUCGACCAUCCGAAUCCUUUGGCGACGACGGAAGGCGAUGAGGAAUAUGCAUGACUUCGACCCCAUCACGAAAGGUUUGGUAUGUCGUCUGGCGUUGUUCAAUAUUGCUCCAUGUAUGGUAUUGAUAUACGAGGUUGUGUUGAUCCCCUUUAGCGACAAUGGCAUCAAGGUCACAUUCUGCCAUAUCGCCUAUGCAAGUCUGCCAAACCUUGCGGCAUGGACAUUCGGCAGUCAAUCAGACAUUAUGCGAGUCUGGAUGUUCUGGAAGAAAGAUAAACCUGAUCUUAUGUCGAGAAAACCAGAAGCCUUUCGUUAA
Pleurotus ostreatus (oyster mushroom) is the source of this 906-nucleotide messenger RNA. RefSeq lists its product as uncharacterized. The transcript is spliced from 11 exons. The record is from RefSeq and is a predicted model, not a curated record. NCBI's taxonomy places the organism in Eukaryota, Fungi, Basidiomycota, Agaricomycetes, Agaricales, Pleurotaceae. Bases 1 to 906 code for a protein of 301 amino acids.